GAAGAAAGAAGCUGAAAAAGUUAGGUGAAGAAUGUGUGAAUUACAGAUCCCCAUUUCUGAAGAAUAAUAGAAGAUUGUGUAAGGAUCUUAACAGGGAAGAAAAAAUAGUACUUGACUAUGCCUUUUCAAAAGAAGUUCUGAAUGAUUGUGUCUACCACGAUGACGGAGGUGUGUUUAUAACUCAUGAGGAGUUGCAAACCCUUGAAGAUCAAAGUGUAGACAACUCUAUUAUAGACGCAUGGGCAAGAAUUUUGAAUGACAGAGAAAAGUCAAGCAAUACUACAAAGCGUGCAUUCAUAGCUUCAACCAUAGUCUAUGCACAGUUUAAUUAUACCUCUGGUGACCCAAUUGAAAACAUGGUUGAAAGAUUGGAAAAGGAAAUGAAUGAAGCAGGAGCAGAUGUUAAGCAUCUUGAUAUGAUAAUGUUUCCAAUUCACAAGCAUGCGCACUACUACAUCUACUGCUUUUACCCAAAAAAUAAUAUUGUUGAUGUGAUAGACAACCGCAUGCUUCCAGAUGGGGUGCCUUUUGAGAAUAAAUAUGCUGAAACUUUUAACAAUAUGGUUGCGGGGUUCAAAGUCUUCUGUGAGAAACUGAAACUUUCAGAUUCACUGCCACCAACAUGGGUUCCAAGAAUUUUGAUUAUGCCAUGGAGAAGUAAUGACAAUAAUACUGACUGUGGAGUAUUUGCCAUACGCCAUUUGGAGACAUAUCGUGGGCAGGGACACAGAUGGGAUUCUGGAUUUGCACC
Molecule: messenger RNA, 751 nt
Organism: Cuscuta epithymum
Lineage: Eukaryota; Viridiplantae; Streptophyta; Magnoliopsida; Solanales; Convolvulaceae
Source: the annotation of a GenBank genome assembly